Messenger RNA from Ilyonectria robusta, 1739 nucleotides. RefSeq names its product Pex19 protein family-domain-containing protein. The transcript is spliced from 4 exons. The record is from RefSeq and is a predicted model, not a curated record. Gene Ontology annotation, cellular component: peroxisomal membrane; peroxisome. Lineage: Eukaryota; Fungi; Ascomycota; Sordariomycetes; Hypocreales; Nectriaceae. The coding region runs from base 153 to 1652 and encodes 499 amino acids. Gene Ontology annotation, biological process: protein import into peroxisome membrane.
UGUCUCUGACGCCGCUGCCUACCGAAGCUCGGUGUGUUUCUUUCCCUUGCCCACCUUGCGUCCUGUCCGGCGUCUUCUACGGUUCAUCGGUGUGCGUUUGUCGGUGUCUGGUUUGUGCAUGUGGGCUGUGAGCCGGUGAGGGAGUUGCUAUAAUGGACGCAACCAAGGACGCGCCAGACGGCGCAAAGAAGGAGGAGGUCAAGCCUGUGGUGGAGGAGACCGCUGCCGCUAUCGUGGAUGCCCCAGCGGCUGCUACUACGCCUCCGCCUCCAGAAACUGCUGCUGCUUCGGAAUCAGAGGCUCCAGUACCUCCGACUGAGACGGCAAUCCCCGUUGAGUCAAAGCCGACCGAGGCCAGCCCUGCUGAGACAACGCCUGUCGAAGUAAACCCUGUCGAAGUUACGCCGGUUGAGACAGAGCCUGUGGAGUCAAAACCAGUCGAGACGACAUCUGAGGAGGUCCCGCCGGUUGAAAUCAAGGCCGUCGAGACGACGUCGGUUGAGGCACCACCACCUGUCGAGACUAAGGCUGCCGAGGAGAUGCCUGUCGAUACAAAGCCCGUGGAAGCUGCACCUGUUGAGGAGAAACCAGUUGUAGAGACGCCUACGGAAGCGAAGUCUGUUGAUGAGACCACUGUCGAACAAAAGGCCGUUGAUGCUACGCCUGCCGAGAUAAAGCCAGUGGAAGAGACACCUAUCGAAGCCAGGUCUGUUGAGACGAAACCCGUUGAACAAACACCAGUCGUGGUUGCACCCGUCGAAGAAGUUGAGGAUUUCUCAGAUCCAGACUCGGAUGACCUGGAUGACUUGGAUGACAUGCUCGAUGACUUCUCGACAGUCAAGAUAGACCCAAAGCAGUCGGUUGAGCCUCCCAGUCCCGGGAAAUCAGAGGUGCCCAAGGAUGCUGCCUCCGGGAAGCAGCCAGAUCUUGACGAUGCUUUCACGGAAGAGGAUUUUGCCAAGCAGUUGCAAGCUGGCAUGGCUGAUCUGUUGGGCGAGCUUGAAAAAUCGCCCGACAUGCAGGCGCAAUUUGAAGACAUUUUUAAGCAAAUUGCAGCUUCAGAAGGAACCUCAGACCCUGUUGUGCCCAGCGGCUCGGCCAACACCGCUCCCCAGGCCUCCACCGAGGACGCCUCGUUCCAAGACACCAUCCGACGGACCAUGGAGCGCAUGCAGACUUCGGGCGAGCAGGCCACUGCGGCGGCCGCCUCAGGUGGCGGCGACGACUUCAUGUCGGAGAUGCUCAAGCAACUAUCUUCGGGCGAUCUCGGCGCACUUGGCGGCGACGGCAGCGAAGAGGAGUUCUCCAAGAUGCUCAUGGGCAUGAUGGAGCAGCUCACUAACAAGGAAAUCCUCUACGAGCCCAUGAAGGAGCUCGACGACAAGUUUCCCGCGUGGCUCGCCAAGAACAGCGGAACCACGCCCAAGGAGGACCUGAAGCGGUACGAGGAGCAGCAGACUGUGGUGCGCGAGAUCGUGGCCAAGUUUGAGGAGAAGACAUACUCGGACUCGAAUGCUGCGGAUAGGGAGUUCAUCGUAGACAAGAUGCAAAGGAUGCAAGCGGCAGGAUCCCCUCCCUCGGAUCUGGUCGGAGACAUGGCAUCAGCACAGGAAGCCUUGAACCCAGGAGAUGAAGCAUGUAACCCUCAGUAAAUACGGAGGCUGGAUAUUUUUCCACGUUUAUAUACCCUUUCACGUGGUUACUAUCUAUACACAGCCAAUAUAUGGCUAGCCCGGGUA